UCUUGGAUUUGGGUGACUGUCCAGGCUUGUGUGGGUGUUUGUUUCUGGCUGUGACCUUGUUUGUUUCUGGCUGUGACCUUUCACCUAGAAGUGUGAGUCAGGAAGUUCAGGUGAUUAGCUGUGGGCGGAGCUAGUCAGAGCUUGGAGUGCAGCGACUGAGGAAGGAGCAGAAGGGCUGCUGCCUCUUGGAUUUGGGUGACUGUCCAGGCUUGUGUGGGUGUUUGUUUCUGGCUGUGACCUUGUUUGUUUCUGGCUGUGACCUUUCACCUAGAAGUGUGAGUCAGGAAGUUCAGGUGAUUAGCUGUGGGCGGAGCUAGUCAGAGCUUGGAGUGCAGCGACUGAGGAAGGAGCAGAAGGGCUGCUGCCUCUUGGAUUUGGGUGACUGUCCAGGCUUGUGUGGGUGUUUGUUUCUGGCUGUGACCUUGUUUGUUUCUGGCUGUGACCUUUCACCUAGAAGUGUGAGUCAGGAAGUUCAGGUGAUUAGCUGUGGGCGGAGCUAGUCAGAGCUUGGAGUGCAGCGACUGAGGAAGGAGCAGAAGGGCUGCUGCCUCUUGGAUUUGGGUGACUGUCCAGGCUUGUGUGGGUGUUUGUUUCUGGCUGUGACCUUGUUUGUUUCUGGCUGUGACCUUUCACCUAGAAGUGUGAGUCAGGAAGUUCAGGUGAUUAGCUGUGGGCGGAGCUAGUCAGAGCUUGGAGUGCAGCGGCGCGCGCCUAGCGGCGCGCGCAGUUUGACCCAUCUUUUUGACCUAGGGCAUCAAGUCUCAUACGUUUGUUAGGGGGGACCUAGGCCUCUUCCUCUUUCCCCCUUGACCUCAAGGUUUUCAAGAUGGAGGUGGAGGGAACAACCAUUGUCACCUGCAAUUCGUGUGCAAUGUUUGUUUUCUUGCCAAAGGAUGUGGGUAGCUACACCUGCAACAAUUGCAAGUUGGUUGCCCUACUAGAAAACAAGGUUGCCCUUCUGGAAGAGAAGGUGCAGCAGCUUCAGGGGCGUGUAUCUACGCUCCAGAGAAUUAAAGAGCUGGAGCUUUUCUUGGAUGCAGCAGAGCACACUGCCUGCACCAAGGAGGAGACAGGGGAUCUCCCUGAGGAGGAGGUCAGUUCCCCAACACAGCAGCCAGAUGUAUGGAGGAACGUGACUCAUAGAAGUAGAAGGCCCAGGGAUCGCUCUGAGUGCUUAGAAUUACACAACCGUUUUGAAGUGCUCAUGGAAGACGAGGAACAGACUCCACCUGAGGAUCUCUCCCUCAUCACAGUUGAUGAGGAAUAUGAAGACGAGCAACCAAGUCAGUCCUCUGGAAAUAUGCAGGUAACCUUGGAAGGGACAGCACAUAGAAGAAUCCCAACCAAGCCUAUGAAGAGGCGUGUAGUGGUGAUUGGGGAUUCCCUACUGAGGGGUACAGAAGCAGUGAUCUGUGGGCCUGACAAGAUGUCUCGAGAGGUGUGCUGUCUACCUGGGGCCAAGAUCAAAGAUGUAACAGAACGGCUGCAAGGAAUCAUAAAACCCACCGACAAAUACCCCUUCCUUUUGGUGCAUGUGGGAACCAAUGACACUGCAAGCCAUAGCUUACAGAAGAUCAAAAAUGAUUAUGAGGCUCUGGGCAGGAAGUUGAAGCAAUUAGAUGCACAAAUUGUCAUCUCUUCUGUCCUCCCAGUUGAACGACAUGGCCCAGGGAGAGAGGGAAAAAUAGGGGAAGUGAACAACUGGCUUCGCAAAUGGUGCAAACAGGAACGGUUUGGAUUCCUAGAUCACGGUCUGCAGUUUCUUGAAGAUGGACUUCUGGCAAGUGAUGGACUGCACCUCACAAAAGUUGGGAGGAAUGUUUUUGCCACAAAACUCAAAAACCUCAUCAGGAGGGCUUUAAACUGA
Zootoca vivipara (common lizard) is the source of this 1867-nucleotide messenger RNA. The record is from RefSeq and is a predicted model, not a curated record. NCBI's taxonomy places the organism in Eukaryota, Metazoa, Chordata, Lepidosauria, Squamata, Lacertidae.